Messenger RNA from Kazachstania africana CBS 2517, 864 nucleotides. It is a transcript of the gene PRE2, whose product is annotated as proteasome core particle subunit beta 5. The record is from RefSeq and is a predicted model, not a curated record. Bases 1 to 864 code for a protein of 287 amino acids. Lineage: Eukaryota; Fungi; Ascomycota; Saccharomycetes; Saccharomycetales; Saccharomycetaceae. The transcript has a single exon. Gene Ontology annotation, cellular component: proteasome core complex. Gene Ontology annotation, molecular function: threonine-type endopeptidase activity.
AUGCAAUCUAUAGCUGAUAGUUUUAGCACGUCGAAUAGACUACUUCACGAAUUAAACUACGAUGAUGAAGAAACUUUAGAAAAUGAUUUCAUUACAGGUUCAACCAAAUUUCAUCAAUUGGCUCCUAAAAUCUCCGUUCCACCAAUUUCAAGUCCACAACAAUUUUUAAGAGCACAUACUGAUGAUUCUAGAAACCCUGAUUGUAAAAUCAAAAUUGCUCAUGGUACCACUACUUUAGCAUUCAGAUUUCAAGGCGGCAUCAUCGUGGCGGUAGAUUCUCGUGCCACAGCGGGUAAUUGGGUCGCAUCACAAACAGUUAAAAAAGUUAUAGAAAUCAAUCCAUUCCUAUUAGGUACAAUGGCAGGUGGUGCCGCAGAUUGUCAGUAUUGGGAAACUUGGUUAGGUUCUCAAUGUAGGUUACAUGAAUUAAAAGAAAAAGAUCGUAUCUCUGUAGCAGCUGCAUCCAAAAUUUUAAGCAAUCUAGUGUAUCAAUAUAAAGGUGCUGGUCUUUCCAUGGGUACAAUGAUUUGUGGUUAUACUAAGAAGGAAGGUCCAACUGUCUAUUACGUCGAUUCUGAUGGUACAAGAUUAAAGGGUGACCUUUUCUGUGUAGGUUCAGGUCAAACUUUCGCUUAUGGUGUAUUGGAUUCAAAUUAUAAAUGGGAUCUAACCGUAGAGGAAGCUCUAUAUCUUGGGAAAAGAUCUAUCUUAGCUGCAGCUCAUAGAGAUGCUUAUUCAGGUGGUUCUAUCAACCUUUAUCACGUCACUGAAAAUGGUUGGGUCUAUCAUGGUAAUCACGACGUGGGUUCGACUUUCUGGGAUAUUAAAGAAAGUGAAGGAUCUUUCAAUAACGUAGUAGGUUAA